AUGGCAACAAAUAACCUCUUAACACUAUUUUUACUCUUGAGCAUUAUCUUUACUAUCAAAGCUGAUCUUCCUCAUUGGAACUUCAAAUGUGAGAACAAUAUUUGCUCAAAAGUUCCCAUAACCAAUAUCGCCGAAGCUCAAAGUCUUUCCGUAUGUCGCCUUUUAUGCAACGCCAAUGAAAUUGGAGUUUUAUGGCCUAAACCAACUGGCGUCGUGAAAUUCGAACAAAAAUUAUCAAAAAUUUCACUUGGAGAAAUCAAUUUUGUACCAUAUGGCUUUCAAGGAGAAGUCGUAACUUACCUCGAAAAAAGUAAAUCUCGAUUUUUGCAGCAAUUAUCGAACAAAAUGUAUCGAGGAGUUACUUUGAAUCAAAAGGAUUCGGUUCCGGUUUAUAUUAACCUUCACAUCAGCAGUUCAAGUUCGGAUUUGAACUAUGAAACUAACGAAAGUUACGAAUUGCGAAUCACCAAAAAGGAUUUUGUCAUUGUGACAAUUUUCGCUGAAAGUUUCUACGGAGCUCGAAAUGGAUUGGAGACCCUUUCGCAACUGAUUGUCUUCGAUGAUAUCCACAAUGAUCUAUUGAUUCCAUCAGAAGUUGAGAUUCAUGAUGCCCCAACUUACAAACAUCGAGGCGUGAUUCUCGAUACUUCCAGAAGUUACUUUCCCGUUGAUGCCAUUAAACGAACAAUUGAUGCUUUAGCAAUGGUUAAGAUGAACACUUUUCAUUGGCAUAUCACUGAUUCUCAUAGUUUCCCAAUCCUGUUGAAAUCUGUGCCAGAAUUAGGUCAGUUAGGAGCUUAUUCACCUUCGCAAGUUUACACAGAAACAGAUAUCCGAGAACUAGUUCAAUUUGGUAAAGCACGUGGAGUUCGCAUCAUACCUGAAUUUGAUGCGCCAGCUCAUGUUGGAGAAGGUUGGCAAAACACAAAUUUAACAGCUUGUUUCAACGCUCAACCUUGGCAAAAAUACUGCAAGGAACCUCCUUGUGGUCAAUUAGAUCCUACAAAGGAGAAAUUGUACGACGUUCUCGAAAAGAUUUAUGGCGACUUUGUGGAUUACUUCCAUCCAAUGGAGACAGCUUUCCAUAUGGGAGGCGAUGAAGUCGAUAUGGAUUGUUGGAAGUCGAGUGAUGAUAUUAAAAAUUGGAUGGAGGAACAUGGAUUGGGAUUGACGAAAAGUGAUUUUAUGAAGUUAUGGGGAGAGUUUCAGGAAAAGGCUUUAGAGCGCUUUGAUAAGGUUGCGAAGAAACGUAUCCCAGCUAUUUUGUGGACGAGUCUUUUGACGGAAAAGCCUUACUUGAUGGAUUAUUUGAACAAGGAACGUUACAUUAUCCAGAUCUGGACUGAUGCAAAAGAUCCACAAGUUAAAGCUAUUUUAGAAAAUGGUUUUAAAGUCAUCAUUUCGAAUUAUGACGCUCUUUAUUUGGAUUGUGGAUUUGCUGGAUGGGUCCAAGGCGGCAACAAUUGGUGCUCUCCAUACAUUGGAUGGCAAAAAAUCUACGACAACGACUUGCGAAAAAUGGGAGGAUCCUAUCACAAUCAGGUCCUUGGAGGCGAAGCUGCUUUAUGGUCUGAGCAAGCCGAUGUUCAUACUCUCGAUAGUAGAUUAUGGCCUCGCGUUAGUGCUCUUGCCGAAAGACUUUGGACUGAUCCAACAACCUCUUGGAGAGACUCUGAAUCACGUUUUCUCGUUCAUCGAGAACAUUUGGUUCAAAACGGAAUUCAAGCUGAACUCAUUCAACCCCAAUGGUGUCUUCAAAACGAAGAAAAUUGUCCUCGUAAAUGA
Molecule: messenger RNA, 1785 nt
Organism: Culicoides brevitarsis
Lineage: Eukaryota; Metazoa; Arthropoda; Insecta; Diptera; Ceratopogonidae
Product: chitooligosaccharidolytic beta-N-acetylglucosaminidase-like
Exons: 2
Coding region: 1-1785 (594 amino acids)
Biological process (GO): carbohydrate metabolic process; ganglioside catabolic process; glycosaminoglycan metabolic process
Cellular component (GO): plasma membrane; lysosome
Molecular function (GO): beta-N-acetylglucosaminidase activity
Source: RefSeq, a predicted model, not a curated record